Fragaria vesca subsp. vesca is the source of this 1786-nucleotide messenger RNA. RefSeq names its product F-box/FBD/LRR-repeat protein At5g53840-like. Bases 1 to 1719 code for a protein of 572 amino acids. Gene Ontology annotation, molecular function: protein binding. The transcript has 9 exons. The record is from RefSeq and is a predicted model, not a curated record. Lineage: Eukaryota; Viridiplantae; Streptophyta; Magnoliopsida; Rosales; Rosaceae.
AUGAUCUUGAUCAAGCUUUCAAGUUUAGGGUUAAGGGUUACGAUUCCUUGUCUUAACCUACAAGGAGUUUUUGUUGUUUCAAUUAUUGGUCAUGGUGUAGAAGAUUGUGAUAUUCUUGAUGUUGAUAACCAACAACGGAUGACAACUCGUGGUAACAUGCCUGAAGUGACAAAAGCAACUGGGAUACAAACUGAGUGGUAUCUUGAUAAAAUCUUGACUGACACUGAAAAUGGUGACGGCUUCUUUGACUUCCUCAAAUCCCCUGUUGCCGACACAGGUUUAUAUUUCAAGGACGAUGUGCAAAACUUGGUGGUGGUGGACAGGAUUAGUGCAUUGCCAGAUGAUCUUAUAGUUAGUAUAGUGUCUCUUCUGCCUCUAAAGGAAGCAACAGCUACUAGUGUGCUAUCUACUCGAUGGCGCCACAUCUGGACCUUCGUGACCACUCUCGAUUUUCACCAUGACAUUCUUUUCCAACUGCGUUCAUACAAACGAGUAAGAAUAGAGUCGGAACUUGAUAGGUACUUGAAUUGGGUGAAUAGUGUAAUGAAACAACAUAGAGGCCCAACUACGCUUAGGGUUUAUGCCGAUUUAAAUGAUCCCAAGUAUGAAAGUUCCAUUCAUACAUGGGGUCGAUUCGUAUCGGAAAAGAGAGUCCAAAACUUUGACUUGCUCGUUUCGAAGAACAGAGGUUUCCCCAAAGCUGGAGGAAACAAGAUUAAGGCUCUCUUUAGUGCUUUUCCCGAUUCAGACCAACUUGUAGAUGUGGACAGAUCAGAGUCGACUGACUUGUGCCCUAAACCUGAUAUUCUGCACCCUCUUUUAUACACUUGUUUUAGUGCAUUCAGUUGCUUGAAGCACCUCAGAGCUCUAGAAUUCAAGUCUGUUAAAGGACUUACUGGACAAGUUCUGGAGUGCUUCUUGUCUCAUUGCCCACUUCUUGAGCGAUUAACAGUGCUUCGCGCUUUCAAGUUGGAUAGUUUUAAAGUUAUAGGCCCGGCAAUUGCCUUGAAAUACUUACACAUCCAGAAACAUACCGGUCUAUUGAGCAUGGAGAUUUGUGAUGUAAAGCUUGUUUCAUUUUUUUAUGGAGGAGAUGCGAUAAAAUUGCUGCUUAGGAAUGUGCCGCAGCUUGUUGAGGUCUCCAUUUCUUCCCGCCAAGUUUCAUUUGGACAGUGUGACUUUCAUCAUCAGCUAGAGGUUUUCAGACUGAGGGGAUUUGUGCUAAACAAUGAGAAACAUGUAUUACCUACAUAUGUGAAUCUCAAGCAUUUGGAACUGGGAUUGAAGGAACGUGACAAUUGCUGUCUUCUUCAAUUAAGGGCUUUCAUGAAGGCAUGUCCUUAUUUGCACAAACUUGUACUGAAGUUUGCAAGGACUAUCUCUCUGGGUUAUAGGAGAAAAAUGGAGAUUAAGCAAGCUCCCAAAUACUCCCAUAAAUUCCUCAGGGAAGUGGAAGUGGUAGAGUAUCACGAUCGUACCGGUGAUUUCCAACUUGUCAAGUACUUGUUAGAGAAUGCUGUUGAACUAAAAAAACUUGUUAUCCAUCCUGUUGGAGAGUGGUAUUCUCGUUUGCGGAUGUUGAGGAAGUAUGGUACCCGAGAUACAGAGGAGGAAAGAGAACAAGCUACAGAGCGGCUUAAAGAACUAGUGCCUUCUACUUUAGAAUUCAUAUGCAGGCUGGAGCAACCAGCUUUCUAUAUCAGUGACUGUGACCAGUAAUCCACAUUGGUUAUUUAUCUUCGCAUUUAGCCCCUUUAAGAAUCCGGAAGAGUUGGGACUAUUAGAU